AUGGCAUCGAUUGGGGCCGAUAGCACGGCGCAUAUGUUUGAUCAGGACGCGAUCAAGAACGGCAAUGGGUUGGCGUGCCCGUAUUUCAAGAUGUACCCCGAGAGAUAUCAGCAGCACAUCCACUGCCAUUCGGAGAAGGCCAAACCGUGGACGGUCAACCAAAUCACUCAACACCUAUGGCGCUGCCAUUCUCUGUUGAGCCGCUGCCCUUACUGUGAUAAGCGCUGGCCGGGGACUGCCCGCAAGAAUCUCGAUGAAGAGCGAGCGAGUCAUAUCGAGAACUGUUUGGAAAAGAAGCAGCUCAACGGCCAAAUGCGGCAGAGGGGCGAAGACGAAAUCGACCUCAUGACCGAGGAGCAACAGAAAGCUCUAGCAGCUGUAAAGAGAUUCCGCGGUCCCAAUGCAAUAAGACUCAAGAAGAUAUACUCCGCUAUAGGGUUUAGCACUCUUCCCAACACAUUCCAUGUAUGGGCUCUUGAGGACAGCAGCAGCGCCAGCAGCAACAGCAGCGACAGCAAGGGCUUUCUGGAGGGCUUCGGGCCACCCAUAUCAGGCUUACCAGGCGAGUCCAUGCCAGCGGCCAAGCAGCUCUCGAAAAGGACUAUGCGCGAGCAUACCAACAAUCGUAUCGCGUCUGAGCACGUUGUCCCGCGCCCUGAAGACCCAAGUAUACCUGAUUCUGGUUAUGGCUCUAUAGAAGUGCCCGAGCCCCUGUCGAAUUGCACGGAAUUUUUGGACACGUACAAUACGGACCCGGUCGCGCCGCCCAUGGUAGGAAUGGGACACAAUGGGAUGUUUAGCAUGGUAGGAGUGGGACACAAUCCAGUGGUCAGCAAUAGACCUUAUCGCAUUGGUCCAGAGCUAUCGCCCCACGACUUCGUCUGCGUGGACCCGAACCUGCACGGCUCGACCACGGAGUUCAAUGACAGCAGCUUCAUGGACGAGGACUUCGGCAAUGGGUCUUUCAGCAGCGGGAACUUCGAGGACUUUAGAAGCGCAGAGCCGGAUCAUGGUUGGUAACUUGAGAAGGCAACAUGAGUCGCUUGCGUCUUCAUUGUGACGAGGUUUACUUUGUUGACGUGCGGUAGUUUCACGUGGCAAAGUCGGGGAAGGAUUGGUGAGCCGAGACGGACGCGUUCUUUUGUACAUCCACGUGCUGCUGCUGCUGCUGCUGGCUGAAAUUUUUUCCCUCCUUCCCUUAGCUAAUUUCAUCUUGUGCCUUCUCG
Molecule: messenger RNA, 1226 nt
Organism: Cryphonectria parasitica EP155
Lineage: Eukaryota; Fungi; Ascomycota; Sordariomycetes; Diaporthales; Cryphonectriaceae
Exons: 3
Coding region: 1-1020 (339 amino acids)
Source: RefSeq, a predicted model, not a curated record